Lutzomyia longipalpis is the source of this 7813-nucleotide messenger RNA. RefSeq lists its product as uncharacterized. Gene Ontology annotation, molecular function: protein binding. Lineage: Eukaryota; Metazoa; Arthropoda; Insecta; Diptera; Psychodidae. The record is from RefSeq and is a predicted model, not a curated record. The coding region runs from base 2936 to 6403 and encodes 1155 amino acids. The transcript has 16 exons. Gene Ontology annotation, cellular component: plasma membrane.
CACUCGCUUUUAAGAGUUUUUCCCAGUGACAUCAUCAAUAUUUCCCACGUUAUUUGAAUUUUCGCGAAUCAGUAUGGCAUCAGCAGCAGCAGAGAGUCCUUGUGGAAUCUCAAAAGCCAUAAGAGGCGCGAAUUGUGUGCGGGGGUGGGAAGAAGCAAUAUGGGAUCAUUUUUGGGGAUGGGUGUUUUUUUUUCGGGGAGUUUGAAAAGGGCAUGAUGAAAGCUGUGGGUGAGCUAGCGGGGGCGAAUGUGUAAACUUGUGCUAGAGAUCGUCAUUUAUUUCUGCAGCAUUUUAUCAACUCCUGUCCUCGUGGAUGUUUUUUGUGUGCUUGCACAGACAUCUCACCAGUGUUGAUGGUGAAGAAGGGGGGCAUGGGGGUAUCCCACCACAUUGAAUUUCUCACCCACAUAACCCACCCCCACGUUUUGCUCUCAGACGCGUGCUUUUUGAGAGAGAAGCACCCCAAAAAGUUGCUCUCACUGCGCAUCGCGCUGCCACAAACGGGGGUAGAACGACGGUGGGUAUUGGGGAGCCGAUUUCUCCUCGUCGGGUAUGGUGACGUAGAUGGGCCAGGAGCUUUGCGUCGCGAGCUUUUCCCCAGAGCGCCAGUCGAGAUGCAGAUCUGCUGGUCUGCACAUCGCAUCCUUUUGACCUCCCGUGGGUUCGGUGUGUGUUAGUGAAGGCACAAGGAACUUUUCCCAUACACAUUUUCCUGACUUUCGUGGCGACCUUUUAAGCCCACCCAAAUGGCUCAACAUUUUCGCGACGACAGUCAAUUUCGCGCUCUGGAUCUCGCCUGCCAGCUGUGUCAACCCCCAAGGAGGGUGUUUUAGGUCACUGGCUGACCUAACGUGCGUGGGUGUGAGUGAGGUGCUCGUCGACGGACUGUGUGACAUUGAAAAUAUCGACGGGAAAAGCCACCCCAGCGGAGUGUGUGCAAAAGUAAACCCCCCGUGUACGGGUCCCCAAUUCAGAUCCCCCGUAAUACAACAAACCCAAAGUGCUCCAUCGAAAUUGAUGUCACGCAUCGGUGAGAGAGACUUUUUCUGAUGACUCAACACCAAUAGUGUUUUGCAAAUUGGCCCGCAAAAGGUGUCGAAAUCCACCAGCCCCCCACCCCAUGGGUGAUGUGUGAAAAGUACACGGAAGUUUUUCACAAACUCUGCACUUUUUUUCCAACCAUUCCUCUUCAUGAAUUAUUUCUGACCUCACACGCUAGACAUCCCGCAGUUUCUCCCACAUUUCGCACCCGAGAAAAUUGGAUGAAUUUGCAAUUUGGUGAAAGUGUGUCAAAGUUUCCCGCCCUCCCAAAUGCUCGUACACUGAGAGCAAAAGUGAAUUUGUGUCACGGGACACGGUGUCCUUGGUACACCGAUUCCUGCAUUAGUGCCUCACCCUUGGGAAUUUUAAAUCGCACGCUAUUUUGAUAUUUAAAUAUUCAAGAGAGGGAAAAAAAAGUUUUGUCAAUUUGUACAGGAAAAUGGGAACAAUUGCGGGAAAAUGUGGGUGGAUUUUUCUCACAGUACUUUUUCAUGUAAUCAAUAUGGUCAAGGACACAUAGCUUUUGCAGGAUUUAAAGGAAAACUCAGUUUUAUUUUCCCGUAGAUUUGUUUUUUUUUAAGUAUUUUGUUUGUGGUUUACAAAAACGGAUUUUUGCACCUUCGUAAUAUAAAUUAUUGGAAAAUUUGCUGGCGCUAUAAGGUUACAUAACUGAUUGUAAGUUAUAAAAUUGAGGGUGGACUCGAAGGUGUCCUAAUUCUUAGAAAUUGCGAAGAAUUUCUAUAUCAAGAAAAAUUACGAAUAAUUCAUAAAAUAUUAUUUUUACCAAAAUUUUAUUGAAAAAGCUUCCAUUUAAAGAAAAUUAAUUUUUAGUGGUCACAUUUCUUUAAUUACCUAAUUUAUUGAAUUCUAUGAUUCUAUUAGUCGUAAAUGAGUUUUUUGUACUCAAAGAUCAUAUAAUUUGGUUGAGUUCUUUCAUCAUUAACAAUUCAAGAAAAUUCAAUUCAUUCGAUUCAUUUGAUUAAAUAAUAAAAUCAAAUCUAGAAUCAUCAUCACUCCUCUUAAUUUAAUUAUCCAAAUAAGAACAAUCAGAGAAUUCAUUAGAAGAAUAUAUAUACGAAAUAAAAUUGGCAAACAUUAUAUUAUAUAAUUUAUCAAAUUAUGCAACUUCAAAAACGAGCUGAAGAAGCGCAAAGAGUGGUGUUGAAUUAAGAGAAAAUCAAACAAAUUUUUGUUGUAGACCGUUUAGUUUGCUCUCUGCAUUCCAAUUUCCCUCAACUUCAAACCUCGUUCAAUGGCUAAAAACUACCCCCAUACACCCAUAAAUAUAUAAUGAAAAACUUUGCAGAUUUUCUGCAAAUCCUCAAAAUUUUAAACUAUUUGCAGAUAAUUCGGGUCAUGCAAUGGAAUGAUAAGUUUUUCCUUAUUUUCCACCCUCACAUUACCAUGUUCCACUUUAGCUGUGUGCAGAAAAAAAGGAAAUUCGGAAAGAUAAUAAAAACAAACAGGGGGAAUGUCAAUAGAGAUGAAGGGGAUGUCCAAUAAAUUUUUGUACCAGCUGGAGUAUGUUUUUUUGCCUUUCGAUGAAAAUGUGAAGAGGAAUGGAAAUUCUCUGCAGGGUAUUUCCUCGAUUUUUCCUCUCUGAUUGCCCAAACGGAAGUCUUCUGCGUGAAGGAAAGCGAGGAAUGAAAACUAAUUUGGGGUGGUUUUUUUCUUCUCACACAGUAUUGGGAAAUCUAUGGAAGGAGGACAGUGUGUGUGUGGAAAAUUGCGCACAAAUGGUGAAAUUUCGACGUUAAUAUAGAGAAGUGUUAAAAUCACAGAUCAAGGUGAUACAUCAUAAUAAAUUCCGUGUGUAUGUGCGUGGAAACUCACUGAAAAGUCACAACGCAGCGGAGUGCUAAAUCAAAGUGUUCAACAAUUCAAUAUUAUUGCCAUGAAGACAAGUAAUUGCCGAGGUGAACUCCCCCGUCAAGUGCCCCGUCAUCGGAAUCGUCACAUUAGUGACGUAGUGGCCGUCCUCACAACCACCCUGUGGGCAACUGCGGCGCUCGUGACGUCAGCGGGUGGAGCGGGAACCGCGAAACCAGGUCAGCAAGGCAUGGGACCAGUGACGCAGUGUGCAAUGUCGGAGCAUACAUGCACCAAUGGAAAGUGUGUCCCACUCAAUAAAUUCUGUGAUAAUAUUAAUGACUGUGGUGACUCCAGCGAUGAGCCCAGAUUUUGCACACCUUGCAAUCGAACGUACUACGGAAAUUUGGGUCUCACGUACGACUUGGAGCUCCAUCGACCCAAGGAGGAUCGAAUACCUUAUAUUUGUGUAUUGACAUUUACAGCCGCCGGAGGGAUACACGGCGACAUUGUUCAGGUGACUCUUGAGAGCUUCACGGUGGGAAAGUUUGUUUCGUACACCCAAAAUGGUUGUCCGGAUGGUUAUCUGCAAAUUGCAGAAGCAAACCGCCAGAACGUUGGUGGAAUGUGGUGUGGAUCCUCAUGGGGACCUCAAGUAUUCUACAGUGAGACACGAUCUCUCAUCCUGACGGUUAAACUCUUCAGACUAGCGCGAGAUCAGAGUGGCUAUAACUUUGAUUUUCGGAUACAAUUUAAAGUUCUUUCGCGGGAGAGUGCGGUGGUUCGAUAUGGUGGAGCCCAAUUAGGAGACGUGAAACCAUGGACAAAUUAUUCAUCGAGCUCAUCAUCAAAUUCAAUAACAUUGACUGAAUAUGGAAAUUCGACUGCUAAUUACGAUCCCACCCGCGGCACCACCUUUUUCCCACCCUUUACAUCCACCACCGGUAACCCCCUCGGUGGGUAUCGAUUCAGAAUACCCGACUCCGUACCCGUAGAACCGCCCUUCGGUGAGGAUAUUUUCUUCAGCAACAGGACAUUGCUUGGGAAAGUACCCGUAAAGAGUAAAAGCAACACAUCUGAGCCAAAAUAUUAUUUAGGAAAACUAAUACAAGGCACCUACUGUUCCCGGAUAUUCAGUUCUUGUGACAAAAAAAUUUGUCGUCUACAAUCUCCAAACUUUCCAGGUGUCUACCCUAGAAACCUAACAUGCUACUAUGCCAUAAGACAGCAAGAAGUUCCUCAAGGAAAACAUGCAAUGAUUGUUGUUCGUCAACCAAAAGGAAAUCUCAUUUGGAUAUCAACUCAAACCCCAGUUGCAAUUACAAAGAAGAAUGAUAAAGAGAAAUUUGUGCCACAAAUUAAAACUUGGCAGGAAUGUGACUAUGUUCAGGACACUGACAACCCUAAGUGGAAAUCUACGGACUACAUCACAAUUUACGAUGGCUACACGACGAGGGAUCCGGUAAUUUUAAAAUUCUGCGGGGGUGGGCAAAGUGUACCCCCAUCCAUAUCGAGUGGCCCCGAGCUUCUUGUGGAAUUCACAACAUCACCCUUUGGCACUUUUAUCAACACCCCACCCAACAUGAAUGCCCUGAAUGGGUUCCAAUUGGAGAUUGAAGUAAAAUUCGUUGACAUCAAAAGCCCAACUUACAUUGAAAAUAAGCGCCUCUGUGAGUUUUGGAUACGUGGAACUGGACGAGGGGUCCUUGUGAAUCCUCAGCACUCCCUAGCUCCGAAUACAACGUGUCUAUAUCAUUUGCAGGGAACUGAGUCAACCUUCCGUGCUGGUGGAAGUAUAGAUCAUCACUUCCAAAUUCCCCGACGUGGUGACUCCAUGACGUCGCCACUAAGUCGCUUUAAGGUGUGGUUGUCGAUACUUAAAUUCGAUUUGGCGCCGAAAUUUGGAACUCUCGACGACACAGCAGGUGGAGCGGUUCAGAUGCAACAACAACAGAGUGAAGACUGCGCAGGGAUGCUACGUAUCUGGGAUGGACCACUUAGGGAGUCACCUAACUGCAAAGACGUCAACUGUGAACGGGACACCGCUCUUAAAUCCGGAGUACUCACUAAAUACGGACAAAACUACACGAAUCUAAUUGCACGCUUCUGCCGGGGAACUGUUCCACGUAGCUGUGAACAUGGACUCCUGAAUGAUUCAGCCGUUCGUCCAUGCCUCGUGUCUGAAAGUUUUGUUUCCAGUUCGGAAUUUGUAACGCUCGAACUUAGAAAUACGGAAUCCACAGCACUGCGGCCACUAAACUUCCGCCUGAAGUACGAAUUUGUUGAUCUUCAGCAAGACGGUAUGCCUACGGGAGCUGAUACAGAUUGCAAUAGACGCUUCGUGAGCAGUAUGAUGGAUCGAAGGGAUCCAGGUGUUUUCCGCAGCGUUAGGAAUGUUUUCCUCUUUGGACGUGGUGGUUCACGUAGCUUCCGCUGCGUUCAUCGCUUUGAAGCUCAACGAGGGGAACGUGUUCGUGUUAUAAUACGAAAGGUCAUGACUGGCAAUAGAACGUGUGCAUCACGACUUGAUAAUGACAUCAACAGAUCCUACUGCUUCGGAGAUACUUCCAUAAAACUUGAGAUCUACGAGAAGCCUUGGCACGAUGUUGUGGCUUUCCCACGUGGCUGCGUCUGCAAUUCAACCAACAUCAGUGACACCUACUUGCCCAUCAUCUACACAUCAACCAGCCGAGAUCUGGAAAUUCGUUUCACAGCAAUCAACAUGACCAGUUUCGACGAUGCUUCAGUGAUCAACUUUGAAGGUAGCUUUGAGUUCAUAAAAUCCCCCUCUUCAUGCAGAGACAGUCGGAGGAAAUUCGGACCUAGUGGACACGUUGAUAUGACUUUUGGAGUACUUGAAUGUCGUUCCCGACCGUGGCUUAUUGAACCUUCAGCUGAUCACUUUCUCUACGUUCAAACUCAUGGAAUCUUCAUUCGUCGCUACGAUCCACAAGUCUAUCAAUCAGUUAACACCAGCAUGAAGACAAGUGCCACCCACAAAUGCACAACCAAAUCUCGCGUGAUCCUCACAACAGGUGAAGGUGUUUCUGUAACUGCUUGUCCUCUGGAUUCAGACUCAAGCCGAAGGCAUACAAUUGAAGUAUUCAGCAGUGGUUGGAAUCGAGACUUUAGCUACCUAGCUACCGAUCCCCCACGUGUAGUGUCUGUUGAAUUCCUAGAAGCUGAAGACGGAGACUUUGCCUUCUCAUGGUUAGAAAUGUCAAAGCGUCCUCCUCAGGGGCUGAUUGAUUGCCAAUAUCGAUGUCCUGAACUUGAAGCCUGUGUUAAUGCUAGUGUCUGGUGCGAUGGGAAAUCUGACUGCCCAUCAGGCUAUGAUGAAUCCUUUACACACUGUUCUGCUCUUCUUAGGCUUCCAGCUGAAAUUUUGGCCACACUCUCUGUGGUUUUUCUAGUUUUCUUCGGUGCUUUUGCAGCAUACGUCUACAGAAAAAUAAAAAGAACCUGUCGAGGUAGUUCUGUCCUUCAGACACGCCUCAAAUCCCUCAGUUCCAUGGAUACAGCUGUGUUCGAUGAAAAGGAUCAGAUUAGCUGACAAAACGAAAACUCUGUGCGCUACGUGGAGAUCGAUCGUGUUACUACGGUCUGACUAAAUGGCGCCCAGAGACUUGUAGCAUUCCUAAAUAUGAUCAUUCACUCACGAAAUUGCAUUUCCUUUCAUCCACAAUUUUCCUGUGGUCAUUUUGGAUAUUUUGAAGACACAGCACAAAAAGGUUUUUUCAAUCGGCUGAUAAACUUUGUUACUAAAAAACGGACCAAAUAAAACUUAUUGGAUGACAAAAAAAACUCAUUGAACAUUUAGAAUGUAAAAGGAUGAAAAAAAAGAACUUUUAGACUUCUAGACAUGGUAAAUUCCUCAUUUGCCGUAAACUAUAAGACCGUGUAUUGCAGGAAUGUGAGACAAAGAGUAGAAAGAAAUAAAAACUGUGAGAAGAAAUUGACUUAAAAGAAAAAACUAAAUAGCUAAAUCAUGAUAAAAUUGAAUUAAAAGAAAAUAUUAAAGGAAAAAAAUCUCAAGUAGACUUAAAGUAUUUUAACAUGUGAUUCUUAGGUACCUGUCAGAGGUCAAACGAAUUUUCAAAAAAAAUAAGCAGAAAACUUUCGUAGAAAAUAUAAUAAACAAGACAUUUUAGCCGGACGUUUGAAAAGUAGGACGUUCAACUUUGUGAAUCUUAACCACCAAGUGAAAAAAAGAACUUUAAUGCCAAUAUCCAAAGUUAAUAGCAAGAAUCUAAUACUGCCAGUUCUAGGACAAAGAAAUUUUUUAGUAUAAAAUAAUUUUACGUGUGUAAUACGUUCGGUUAAUCCUCGUCUUUGAAAAAGAAAUUCGUUGCAAUUUAUACUUUAUCAAAAUCAAUGUGAAAAUCAGGAUUUAAAGGUACCGGAAUGAGAUGCAAUCCCCGGUCCAAUCCUCCUUUAACAUUCACUCUACUGCCAUUUAUUAGAGGAGAAAAAAAAAUGAAGCUCGAACCAAGUAAAGUAAAAAAAUAUAUAUAAUAAUAGCGUAAUAUAAAGAAAAUAGUGAUUUAAUCCUUGCAAUUUGUUACGAGACGUUAGGAAGAAAUUUUUUUACACUUUUGUUGACAUUUCCAUUAUCUCAUUGUUUUAAUGUUUUUUUUUUACUAUAAAAAGGAAUAAUCUUUAAAAAAAAGUGUAUAGGACGCUGGAAAAGUUGUUGAAUGGCAUCCAUUUGAGAUAAAUUCAUGUUGUGUCUUUUGCGUGGGGUAAAAAAGUGCAUUGGAAGGAAGUAAAAGUUGUUAAAAUAUAGCGUAAGUUUGGAAGAAUUAUUCCUUUCCCUUCCCUCCAGAGAAAACAAGAGAGAACAAAGAGAAACAUUCUAAACUUCUCGCUCUGAUGACGAUUUAAAAGACAAAAAAAUAUGUAAUUUAUAGUUGACUAAAAGAUAAAACAGAAAAAUAAAUGUAAAGUUAUAAAAGAAAAAAAA